AUACAUUUUCAGUUUGGUUUGUCAUUUCUCCAUGAAUCUUCAAUGGGUAACAUGAUCAAGUUUGUGGUUCUAGCUUUUUUUGUUGUGACUUGUCGAUGUAAAAAGUUACAUGAUGACAUGACAGACGAGGAGAUCCAGUCGGUGUUUCACGUUCCACGAAAUAAAGUUCCAGAUUACGAGGUCGUGCCAAUUCGAUCUUCCUUCAGGAAUAAAAACUGUGGUGGCGGCAGGAUAACGAUGGAGAUGAGUGAUGAGUCCAUCGAUCUAUCCCUGGACCCGACGGAGGAUUUACUGAUCGGUGAAAAUACACCGAUUUAUUUAUCCAAGCCGAAUAAAAAAUUUGAUUCCGGCGUGGAGUACAUCCCGGUGAAAAAUGGUUUAAGAAACAUAACGAUCUACCAGUGUCCGUCAAAUCGCGUGGCUCUUGUUGUGGAGCGACGACGGAGAGGGUUCAGCAUGUUUGGAGUGAUAAAUGAUCGAUUGAUUCGACCGAUCCCCUCGAGAUUGACAGCAGCACCAGCUGGACUUCUUGGCAUUCUCUUUGGAAAUCCACGAAAUCAAAUUUUAAGAUUUGGUAGUAGCUACGGUAAUGAUUCCAUUGAAGAGACCCAUCACAUCGUAAUGAGGGCUGCACCUCGGCCAACUAAGAUCGAUCACGUUCAUUUCGGACACAGGAGACUACGAAAAUCUCGGGGGAUUUCCCAGCUCUCUUUACCCCCGGUGAUAUUUCCUGAGAUAUUGGUGGUGAUGGAUAACGAUUUAUUCAAGACUCAGAAGGAAGACGUGAACACCGCGAUUUUAUAUCUUCUAUCGUUUUGGAAUGCCGUGGAUUUGCGAUACAGAUCGAUGAAGAAACCGGAAAUUCGAUUGAAGAUUGCGGCGCUCGUCAUUUCCGUGGAGGAAGGCGGUGCCCCAUAUAUUGAUAACCACAAACUAAAGACAACUAAUGAAGGACUGACCCAAGUGGAUGCAGACAAGGCCCUCAUGGGAAUGGGCAAGUACUUCUACCUCGACGAAAAUCUUCCAGAUUACGACGCUGCGAUAGCUAUGACACGAACAGAUAUCUGCAAUAUGCUGGACUCACCGUUCGUGAAAAAUAUCUGCGACGGCACGACUCUCGGAUAUGCGUAUGUGGAAGGAGUUUGCAAGGAAAAUACUGCCGACAAAAAUACAGAAGCUGUUGGAGUCGUUGAGGAUAACGGAGGAUUCAGUGGAAUCAUACCUGCAGCACACGAAUUAGCGCACCUUCUUGGAGUGCAGCAUGAUAAAGGAGAAUGUGCUGAUGGUGGGUACAUCAUGUCCACCCAGCUCCAUCAUUCUGAGAAGAGUUUCCAGUGGUCUAAUUGCAGUAAAAAAGCUUUUCGGAAAUUUUUCAGCACUGCGCAGGCAUCGUGUCUAUUGAAUAAACCCUCGGCAAUCAAGAAGAACAAAUCAGGAAGAGUUCUCCCUGGAAAAAUUCAGUCUCUUGAUGAACAAUGUGAAAAAGUUUUUGGGGUGGGAGUCACCAAGGCCUGUCAGCACAAAAACACGUGCAUUCUAUUGCAAUGCCAAGUGCCUGGGAAGCCAUUUUGUCGAGGGUUCGCGGCGCCGGCCGAAGGAUCCACAUGCGGACCACAAAAGCAUUGCAUAAGCGGCCAUUGCGUGCCUCUCCAGAUUUAACGCCGAGUAUAAAUACACCAGAGUUCAUUUAACGAUAAACAUUACAAGUAAACAUCAAAGUUGUAUUCGUAAAUACAUCAUUCAAUAACUCAGCA
Molecule: messenger RNA, 1754 nt
Organism: Fopius arisanus
Lineage: Eukaryota; Metazoa; Arthropoda; Insecta; Hymenoptera; Braconidae
Product: A disintegrin and metalloproteinase with thrombospondin motifs 18-like
Exons: 13
Coding region: 43-1659 (538 amino acids)
Biological process (GO): proteolysis
Molecular function (GO): metalloendopeptidase activity
Source: RefSeq, a predicted model, not a curated record